Messenger RNA from Talaromyces stipitatus ATCC 10500, 3501 nucleotides. Its product is annotated as DNA damage repair protein Mus42, putative. Gene Ontology annotation, molecular function: damaged DNA binding; deoxycytidyl transferase activity; DNA-directed DNA polymerase activity. Gene Ontology annotation, cellular component: nucleus. The transcript is spliced from 2 exons. Gene Ontology annotation, biological process: error-free translesion synthesis; error-prone translesion synthesis. The record is from RefSeq and is a predicted model, not a curated record. Lineage: Eukaryota; Fungi; Ascomycota; Eurotiomycetes; Eurotiales; Trichocomaceae. The coding region runs from base 1 to 3501 and encodes 1166 amino acids.
AUGGGUUCUAGGCUUCAGGCCAAUUCUGAGCUAGUUCGCAAAAGAAUCCAGAGUCAUACGUUUGAUGACGAUAAUGGAGACGAAUAUGAAGCAUCAGUGUUCGGAGGCUUUGAUGAUUACUUUCGGCGCAAGAAGUUGAAGCUACAGAAUCGCGAUGCGCACAUUCGCGCAAACUCCGCAAAUAAUCCCCCAAUCUUUCGUGGUGUCGUAGCUCAUGUAAAUGGCUAUACACAACCUUCUCUAAACGAUUUACAUCAACUGAUUGUCAGCCAUGGCGGGGGUUUCCUACAGUAUCUCGACGGCAAGACGAGCGCCACCCACAUUAUCGCGAGUUCCUUGACGCCAAAGAAACGCGAGGAGUUUCGCAAAUACCGUAUUGUGAAACCGGCUUGGGUCGUAGAUAGUGUUAAGGCGGGUCGGCUACUUCCAUGGGAUAACUACCGUGUGGUCGACGAAGGCGCUUCGCAAAAGGUACUGAGGUUUGAAACCGGCACCUUGCAGACUCAGACCAACGAUCUCGAGCGAACUUACAAAGAUCAGACAGGAAACAGUUGGUAUAAUUCGCAGUUCAGAGAUGCAACCCAAGAUCUGCAAAAGGAGACCUCUAAGGGGUCGCCGUCAAAGGAGAAAACUGAUAUUAUGUCGAGUAUCCCCAACUCCAAUGCAGACACCGACUAUGGGGACUUUCCAUCCCUAGUAUCUCCGGAAACAACCAAGGAAUCACCUGCGGGAAGAGAUUCUAUGGCCACCAGGAAUGAUUCAAGUAUUGCUUUUGAGGAACAUGAAAAGAGUAAUCAAGAAACUACAGAGGAUGGUGUCCAGAAUUUGACCAAGGUUCAACUUGCGCGAGAGACUAUUCCUGUGAAACCUGGUAUGAGUUCGGAAGAGUACAAUGCGUUGCUCUUGUCUGAUCCACGUAUGAAAAAGUCGAGUGUGGUCAACCCUGACUUCUUGCACCAAUAUUAUCGAGAAUCACGACUUCACCAUUUGUCGACAUGGAAGGCUGAGCUCAAAGCGAAACUUCAGGCAAUUACGCAGGAAAAAAGUGAUUCGAAUAAGAAUAUCAAACGGCGUGUACCAGGAACACGAAGAUAUAUUCUUCAUGUUGACUUUGAUAGCUUCUUUGCCGCCGUGUCAAUUAAAAAGCACCACCCGGAAUUAGUCGACAAACCUGUUGCAAUCGCUCAUGGCACUGGCAGUGGCUCUGAAAUUGCUAGUUGUAACUAUCCAGCUCGUGCAUUCGGAAUCAAGAAUGGAAUGUGGAUGAAAGGAGCGCUAGACCAAUGUCCCGACCUCGAGGUUCUGCCUUAUGAUUUCCCUGCCUAUGAAGAAGCUAGCCGUCAAUUCUACGAGUGUAUACUCGCCGUGGACGGGAUCGUACAGAGCGUCAGUAUCGACGAAGCACUCGUCGAUAUCACUACGCAAUGCCUGCAAGCUGGUGGAUCUGACGGUCGUGGCAUCUCCGAAGGCUCGAUAUACCGGGAACAAGCUAAAGCAGAUGAAAUUGCGAAGUCCUUAAGAGGCGCAAUCAAAUAUAAGACUGGAUGUGCAGUUUCUGUGGGGAUCGGGGGUAACAUCUUACAGGCAAAGGUUGCAUUGCGCAAAGCCAAACCUGCCGGACAAUUUCAGCUCAAGCCUGAUGAAGUCUUGGAUUUCAUAGGAAAUUUGACUGUGCAAGACCUUCCAGGUGUGGCUUACAGCUUGGGCGGCAAAUUAGAAGAAAUCGGAGUCAAGUUUGUCAAGGAUAUGCGUGACCUAUCUCGCGAGAAGCUGGUCUCUCACCUCGGCCCCAAAACUGGCGCCAAACUUUGGGACUAUGCACGAGGCAUUGACAAGACCGAGGUAGGAGUGCAGACCAUGCGGAAGUCUGUAUCUGCCGAGAUAAACUGGGGCAUUCGAUUUGUCAAUCAGAAUCAGGCUGAAGAAUUCGUACAAAGUCUCUCCGAAGAGCUUCAUCGUCGUUUAGUUGAGAACCUGGUGAAAGGAAAACAACUCACGAUACGCGUCAUGAGACGUUCAGCUGAUGCACCAUUGGAACCUGUCAAACAUCUUGGGCAUGGAAAAUGCGACGUAUUCAAUAAGAGUGUAUUACUCGGUGUCGCAGCUAAUGCAAGCGAUAUCAUUGGGAAAGAAGCAAUUGCAAUGCUACGGAGCUUUGGAUUCAACCCCGGCGACCUGCGAGGUUUAGGAGUUCAAAUGACAAAACUGGAACCCGCGAAAUCGACAAGCGGCGGUGGUCUUGAAAGUAGCCAGCGCCAAUUGAACUUCAAAGCCUCACCGGUCGCUAAGAGAGCAAUCAAUAUGGCCGAUCCCGAUUUGAUCGAAAGCCCUCAUAAAGGCGAUGGAGCCAGUAUCGACGCAGUCAAUACGCUUGAUAAUCGGCCUACAUUUGACAGCUCACUGAAACCUCUGAACGUUCUAGGGACACAAUUCAUCAUGCCAACUCAACCGGAUCCGAAAGUGGUAGCAGAACUACCGGCAGACAUUCGAUCUAUGCUGGUGCGCAAACCCAAAGAGCCUCGAGAGACCUCCCCUUGUCCGGCUCCAAGACAACGAGUUUCUACCGGUGAAAAUCUUCCCUUGCCAUCACAAAUCGAUCCGGAUAUUCUGAAGGCAUUGCCAGAGGACAUUCAAUCAGAAAUUCUAGGCUACUAUGGCCAACCAUCAAGUGGUAUAAAGCCUGCGUCUCCCCAAUUUCAACCCCAAUCCCCACCUCCACCGUCGCGUCCUGUACGUGCAGCACCUUUCCUCAAAAGACCGACGACUCCAAUUAAGAAGCGCCGCGGCCGACCACCUAAGUCUUUGGUCAAUGCUUCAAAGCCUGCUGCUCGCUCAGGUCUAAUGCAAUCAAACUUUGACUUCGGCCGAACACGUACUGAACCAGAGACGAUCGAGCAAUCUUUGCCGGCUCAAGAUACCGAGACAGUGUCUGAAAUAUCAGAAGAUUUUCUAGCUGCUCUUCCCGAGGAUAUUCGAGCAGAAGUAUUAGAAGAGCAUCGACAACAGCGUAUGCGCCAGCGGUCAAAUCUCGUCGCACCGGUUUAUCGUAGGACGGUAGCCUCUAGACCAACCACGCCAGCUGAGUCAUCUACUGCAGUAGCUACUGAGAAACGGAUCCAGUUAUCACCUCGCGCGGACCGGCCGACGUUUACCUCUAAGAAAUUGUCAACGUUACCUGACUUACGUGAAGCAAUCACUGCUUGGUACUCCGCUUUUUCUAGAGAGGCACCCUUCGUUGCGGACGUGGAAGCAUUGGCACUCUACCUCAAGCGUGUCGUCCUCGAGGAACGAGAUCUUGAGAAGGCUGUCUCGGUCGCUGACUGGCUGGCAUGGUUAAUCAGGAAUGAUGAAGAUGCAAUGGACCGAAUUGCCACAAUUAUUGAUCACUCCCAAAGCUCGCAAGCAGAAACCACCUGGGACGAGGCCUUGAAUAUUGUACAACGUAGUGUCACUGCUGCGGUCGAGGAGAGGGGAUUGCCUCCUCCCAAGUUUUCUGCAUGA